Molecule: messenger RNA, 3183 nt
Organism: Hypanus sabinus (Atlantic stingray)
Lineage: Eukaryota; Metazoa; Chordata; Chondrichthyes; Myliobatiformes; Dasyatidae
Product: NACHT, LRR and PYD domains-containing protein 12-like
Exons: 8
Coding region: 293-2599 (768 amino acids)
Cellular component (GO): cytoplasm
Molecular function (GO): protein binding
Source: RefSeq, a predicted model, not a curated record
GCAGAGAGUUCCAGACUCCUCCUCAGUUUGGUGAUGGGCAAAGGCUCCCGGGCCCGCAGGGCGAUGUGGGAAUCCUUUCUGACUUUGAGGACUGAGUUACCGAAGUUGGACAGAAUACUGAGGCAAAUACAGGAGCGAGGUCCUGAUCCACAGGAAUACAUGAACAUUGCCCAAGGGUUAUUUGAGUUACCCACUCAAUUGAUAGGACCUGAUUGCACCGACGCGAUGAUAUUAUCUAUUUGGGUCGCAUCCAUAAACUUUUUCAUUGUAUCUUGAUGUUCAACAGAAACACAUGGAGACUCUGCGGGCACAAACUGAAACUCUGAGAGUGAACACGAUCCUGAUGAGGGAGAAGGUGAAGGUUUUCCAGCUGGUUGAUCGAUACGCUGAGCUCACGGUCAUUUCUACUGUUCGAGAUCGGAGACUGGUUGAACAUGAACUGAUGGCAAGAGGCAGAGACCACGAGAAGUGUAGAGAGAAACAUCUCCGCGGAGAGCUGGAAAAAAUCCGGAUUGAUCAGUUGUUCCAGAGCAGCUUUUCCCGGAGUAAUACCAAGCCUGCAUGUUCGGCAGCAGUGACCGGAGUCGCAGGUAUCGGGAAAACAACAAUGGUACAAAAGAUUGUUUACGACUGGGCCACUGGGAAAAUAUACCAACAGUUCCAGUUUGUAUUUAGUUUCAAAUUUCGGGUUUUAAACACCAUUAACUGCAGAAUAAACCUGAAGGAACUGAUUCUGCAUCAAUAUCCUUACUUUGGGAAUAUCCUGAGAGAGGUCUGGAAGAAUCCACAGGGACUGCUGUUUAUAUUCGAUGGUUUGGACGAAUUCAAUGAAAAAAUUGAUUUUGCUGACAGUCGGGGAGACACAGAACCUCAGUUCACAUGCACAGAUCCUGAAUACAAGUGCAAGGUGUCUGAAAUUGUGUACAGUUUAAUCCAGGGCAAGCUGCUCCCGGGGUGUUCAGUGCUGGUGACCACCCGUCCCACGGCGUUAGAUUUAUUGGAAAAGGCGAAGAUCAGUGUCUGGGCUGAAAUCCUGGGAUUUGUUGGUGAGGAACGGAAGGAAUAUUUCGUCAGACAUUUUGAAGAUCAGACGGUGGCGGAAGCUGUUUUCAAACACGUGAAGGAGAACGAGAUCCUGUACACCAUGAGCUACAACCCCUCCUACUGCUGGAUCCUCGCUCUGGCACUGGGCCCUUUCUUCACACAAAGAUUCAGGGAACCACAGCGAAUUCCCAAGACCAUCACCCAACUGUACUCCUACUAUAUUUACAACAUCCUGAAAAACCACGGCCGUGAGAUUGAGAACCCCCGUGAUGUGUUUUACAGGGUUGGUCAGAUGGCCUUCAGUGGACUGUCCGAGAAGAAGAUUGUGUUUACAGAUGGAGAUUUGAUCAAGUACGAUCUGCAGCCUUCCCAGUUCCUGUCCGGGUUCCUGAUGGAGCUUUUAGAGAGAGAGGAUUCCGCUUGGAGCGUGCUGUACACAUUCCCACACCUCACCAUCCAAGAGUUUGUAGCUGCAGUCGCCCAAUACCUGAAUCCACAUCCCGGGGAUAUCCUGAUAUUCCUCACUGAAGCCUACAGCAUUUCAGAUGGGCAAUUUGAGGUAUUUCUCCGUUUUCUUGCUGGUCUCUCCAACCCAAUGACAGCUCGAAGCCUGGAGGAGUUUCUGGGUCCAUUUCCUCAUCAAACAACCUGCCGGGUGAUUGACUGGGUGAAGGAGGAGGUUAAACGCCGGAUUGGAAACACUGGGACUGAAGCUCGUAAAAGGAGCCUCCUGAACACAUUGCACUACCUGUUUGAGUCUCAGAAUCGUGGACUGGCUCAGGCCACACUGGGAUCUGUGGAAACGCUUUCAUUCAGUGGAAUGACACUGAACCCGAUUGACUGUGCGGUCCUGUCUCAUGCCAUCGGAUUCUGUGACACAAUAAAGGUACUCGACCUGGACAGCUGCCACAUUCAGUGUGAAGGAAUCCAGCCGCUGGGGCCAGGGCUGCACAAGUGCCGGAAGCUGAGACUCUGUUAUAACAAACUGGAAGAUUCAGGAGUGAAACUGGUGUCUGAGUCUCUGAGGAACCCGCAGUGUAAAAUACAGAAACUGUGGCUGUGGGAAGUCGGUCUCACAGAUUCUGGUGCCGAGGAUCUCGCUUCCGCUCUCAGUACUAACCCAUCACUGACAGAGCUGGACCUGAGUCAUAAUCAACUGGGAGAUUCAGGAGUGAAACUGGUGUCUGCGGCUCUGAGGAACCCGGAGUGUAAAAUACAGAUACUGCGGCUGUGGAGUGUCGGUCUCACGGAUUCUGGUGCCGAGGAUCUCGUCUCCGCUCUCAGAACAAACCCAUCACUGAUGGAGCUGGACCUGGUAUUCAACUCGCUGACAGACCGAUCUGUCCCCGCUCUCCGCCACCUCAUACUGACCCUCCCGAGUCUGGAGCGGAUCUGGCUGGGGGAGAAUCGGUUCAGUCGGACUGGCGAGAAGGAACUGAGAUCUUUGCAGGAACCCAGACCCGGACUGAGAGUGGACUGUAAACAUCCGCGCCCGCGGGAUGGGGACAUUUUGGCUGAUUCCCCGCACUCCCCUUUAACUCCCCCUCCCCUUUAACUACCGCCUUUACCUGUAAUGGCCGCGCGCCGGGGGUAAUUCCCAACGGUUUUAAUGGAACCGACUCCAGUCCAGAGCUCAGUGUCAUCGGAAGCCAUCCCGCAUUGACGUAUUUCCGCCUGCUGUUCUGCGGCGCAGAUUCCGCCGGAUGUGCGGGGUCGAAACUCCCCCACCUGAGACCCCGGGGACUUACACAGACAGAAAAAGCCCGUAUUCCGGGCCUCAAUCCGGGACUCCGGUGUCCCGGGGUGGGAUUAUCCCGGGAGAGAAUCCCUUUACUCCCUUUGCUGAGAACGAUGAAUUCGCAGUCUGGCAGAUAUAAUGAUGUUAAAUGGACAAAUCCCUCGGCAGUGACCCUGAAUCUGCAGCGAUCUCGAAUACGGCCCUAAAUUGUGAUUUUAUUAUCAUCGGUACCCCGAUACAGAGUGACGCUAAAAGACGGGACUGAAUACUUAACCUGUCACUCGUUGUCGCCGGUCAGUUAAUUGUGUGUGACUGUGAGUGAGUCGGGAGUAGCUUAUUUAUUCCCGCACAUCAGCAGCUCACACAUUGUUUAAUUUACAUUUUUCAUGAUGAAGUCAAUA